Molecule: messenger RNA, 1314 nt
Organism: Cantharellus anzutake
Lineage: Eukaryota; Fungi; Basidiomycota; Agaricomycetes; Cantharellales; Hydnaceae
Exons: 8
Coding region: 1-1314 (437 amino acids)
Source: RefSeq, a predicted model, not a curated record
AUGUCGUAUUGGCCAUCUGAAUUUGGAGAGUUUGGCACUGUAAAUGCCACACCGGCUGCAGGCAAUGGCACCCCAGAGAAACCAAAUGGCAAGGCAGCAAAAGAGGCGUUCAAUCGCCGUGUUCAGGAAUUGAAGGAGAAGUUCGAGCAGGAUGUGAAUGCGAUAGCGAACGAGUUUUCAGGACGAGGUGUGCACCGCUCAGCUAAACAGGUUCGAGAUCAGAUCCUCUUUACAAUGGGAGAGAAUAAGAAGACUAGGAGCCCACAUGUUAGCAACGCAUGGGCUCAUGCCAUUGCAGAAGCAGGUCACCUGGACACGGAAUCGCUCUCGAAAAUGUCAUAUGACACUGCUUACCUGAGUUUAUUGGACGAUAUCAAAACGGGCAUUGUUACUCAGGAAGAUGUAAGCAACCCCCAGACACCUGAGGAUGAAUGCCACCGGAGGGUACUGCUGGAUGGAGUCCUCACUAGUCGCAAACAUCGUGGUACCAAGAAGCACGUAGCAUCACCCGAGCUCAGUGCCCACCGGUUGGCAUACCAUGCACAGAACCAGAUUGAAGAAAUUGCGGACCAGGCCACCUGCAUCAACGAGACGUGCGGUAUUGAGUCCCUCAUUGUCUUGACAAAAAGCCGUGUUGGGGACGUCUUCACCCCAUAUGUGUGGGCAACCGAGCGUGCCAAAGAGUUCUGGGCAGUUACUCUGAAGCAGGACAUGAUGGUUCGCGCGCAAGAGAUGGAAGGGUUUGCAAUAUCAGGUGUCACAGGUGUGGUGAAAGUCGCCAAGGACAAUACAGCGCGCUUGCGGUCUAAACUUACUGCCCUGAUUAGAGAUGGUCUUCGUGAGGCAACGGGGGACCCAAAUGUUGUAAUGAAAUGGGAACGAGAAGGCUAUCUUGGCUUAAUUAGAAGACAUAAGCUCAUGAUUGACGAGUCUGCUCACCCGCCCGACAAAAUUGUGAACCCAAAGUGGCUACGAAAGGAAGACGCGAUCAGACUGGUUGAAGGUUGGGAAAAUGGGUCCAUCAAGUGGAUUGUGGCGCCAGAUGAUGACAUCCAGCACGCUGUGGAUGAAUUAUGUCAGAUUUCAAGGGAUAAAGCUGAGCGGUAUCUCCAUAAUCAAGCAAACCAGAACGAUGCCGAUACUGCUUCUCCAUCAGACAUCGCGAACCACGGUCAACACUCAGCGGCCGUUAGCCCCUCUACCGCCGCUUCAAGCUCAGGAAGGGCACCUGGCGCUAAGAGAGGCCGUAAGCGCAAAACUCCACACCUUGAGCAUUCUCCCUCGGCUAGUGAUCAAGCAGAUCCUUCUACGUAA